This is a messenger RNA of Stegodyphus dumicola, 1856 nucleotides long. RefSeq names its product RING finger and SPRY domain-containing protein 1-like. The record is from RefSeq and is a predicted model, not a curated record. Gene Ontology annotation, molecular function: ubiquitin-protein transferase activity; protein binding. Gene Ontology annotation, cellular component: cytoplasm. NCBI's taxonomy places the organism in Eukaryota, Metazoa, Arthropoda, Arachnida, Araneae, Eresidae.
GUGUGUUUGCUGUAUGGUUGCAUGUGAAAGUUCCUGAUUUUGAAACGUAAAAUUAUUGUCAUUCCAGUUAAAGUCAUUAAGUCUGGGUAUCAAGGAAAAAUAAUUCAUGUCUUGAUAUGAAUUCCUGGUUUUGAUUGACUCUUCUCUCAGUGUGAAUUAAUUUGCUGAAUACAGAAUGGCUGAUGCUGUUGAAGAAAAUUUAAAGAAUUAUCUACAUUGAUCUUUGCACUUAGCUGAGUAAUCUCAUCUGGCUGAAUUUUUUAAAUUUCUGUGUUUUACUAAAUGUUCUUCUACUUUUUAUACAUCAUAAAAUGGCAGUAUCUUCACACUUCAUAUUUUACAAACAGGAAUUCUAUAUAAGUGCCCACAAAGUAUGCAACAAGUUUCCCUCAUGUACAGAAGUUGUAUAAUAAAUAUGUGAUUUGUAUAACAUAAGAAUGGGAAUCUGUGUGUGUAAAGAAGCACAGUCAGAGUCUGAUGAAGAAACGGUCACUCCACCCUUACCCAGGAUGUCUGUCAAUUCAGUGUCUGGUACAACAGACUCAGUUGCUUCUCAUGUUCAGAAUCAUCCUGCACAGCAAUCUUGGGACCUCAUGGGAACUAAAUUGUCUUCAAUGGUAGACAAGUUGGUUUUAGAAACUUUGUCAGUUAUAAGAACAUUGGUAGACAAUGACCUUGAGCCUCCCCCAUCUAUGACAAAACUCCAUUUCAUUGCUGAUAAAGAAAGAGGCUGGCUUACUGUUGUAAAUUCUAUGGCUAAUGUCAUACCAAUGGAUGAUCCUUUGGGACCUGCUGUAAUAACAUUACUCCUUGAUGACUGCCCUUUACCAACAAAAGAAUCUGUUGCAAAACUAUCAAAAAUGUUUUGUUUAUCAAGUGAAAUAGCUAUAAAAGGGAAACUGUAUCCUACACGGCACAGAAAUAUCUGUGUUAUACUUGGUUGUAUUGCUGAAAAACUUGCUGGUCCAAGUAGUACAACACUUUUAACACAAGAUACAAUGGAUUAUCUUUUUACAAAUCUUGAUCCAUUUUUCAAUACAUCUGUGAUCCUUUUCUCUUUAAUUGCAUUAGAAAAGUUUGCACAAACUAGUAUAAAUAAAUCCACAAUCAAUAACCAACUGGCCUCUAAACCUGAAAAUCCUCUAGAAAAGUUAGAAAAGUUUAUAGACAGUCCUUUGUUCAUGGCAAAGCAAGUAGGAUUUUGUGCCCAAUGGUGCUUAGAUAACUUAUUCAUUAAAAAAGGGAGACCAUUUACUUAUGAACAUGUUGACAGAACAAACUUGAAUGCUAUGCUCAACAGUAAUGAUGUUAGUGAAUAUUUAAAGAUUUCAGCUGAUGGUUUAACUGCUCGUUCAGAUGCAUCAUCUUUUGAGAGUGUCAGAUGUACAUUCCAGGUUGACUCUGGAGUUUGGUAUUAUGAAGUUACAAUUGUUACUUCUGGAGUGAUGCAGAUUGGUUGGGCAACAAAAAAUAGCAAGUUCCUAAAUCAUGAAGGAUAUGGUAUAGGUGAUGAUGAAUAUUCAUUAGCAUAUGAUGGUUGCCGUCAGUUGAUUUGGUAUAAUGCUGCCAGUAGUUCUCAUAAUCAUCUGUGUUGGAAGCCCGGUGAUGUUUUAGGAUCUUUAUUAGAUUUAAAUAAUCUCUGUGUCAUAUUUUAUUUGAAUGGAAAUCCACUGCCACCAUGUACACAUUUGUUUCAAAGUGCGAGGUCGGGAUUUUUUGCUGCAGCUAGUUUUAUGUCAUUCCAACAAUGCGAAUUUAAUUUUGGUCGAACACCAUUCAGAUUCCCUCCAAAUGUGAGCUUCCAGUCCUUUAAUAGUUGUGCCACUCUCUCUGAAGAAGAAAAAAUUAUUCUACCA